CGACGUACCUGGGAGGAAACAAAUCCCUUUUGCCAGGACCCCGUCGAAUCCUGGACCGUAAUUAACAUCAACAAGCCUCACGAAGAAGCACCCAGCGUCGCCUCGACCUCUCGAAAUAGACCCUGACAUCGCCAGGACAAGGGUCAGUGUCGCGUGGGACAAACGAGCGGCAGGACUCGCGAUUGACUCCCCGCCCUGCUCGGCGACCUGCUCCCAUCCUGUGCUGCUGCAAUGUCAGUCGCAGCAAGACGCCUAGGCGUGCUGGGAUGGCGCGUCGCUGGCGUCUCACCUGUGCAGCGUACACCGCGAUCGCAAUCCUCGAUACCACACAGAUUUCCAGUGCGGACCAGGUGGAAAAGUACCUUUGCGCCGCGACAUGGCAAAGCAGUCGAGCCACCCCCUUCCGACGAAGCUCUUCCGACAGAAGAGACAGCGCCUUCUGAACAGCAGAAGCAGCAGAAAGAACCAAACAAGCAGCCACAGACCGAACAGAAACCCUCGCCGGAACAACGACCGCCCAUGACGAAGAGUGUAGUCGCGACAGAGGAUCCGGGGACGGCAGACAACACAGCAGAAGAUCGGAAACGGGCGGCUGCGCGCAACGGCGCCAAACCGCACGGCGUAUCGGACGACGUACCAUCGGCCGAUGCGCAGAGGGAAACAGAACGCGACAUUAAAAGCACAAGCCCGCUGGACGAGGUGCUGCACGUGGAGCCUCCCCGGAAGGCCGCAAAACAGCACCCGGCCAUGUCACCGCCGCCCUACGUACAUCACUUCGACACGUGGUCGCUGGUGAAUCAGCUACAGGACGGCGGGUUCACAAAGGGCCAGGCUAUCGAGGCCAUGAAGGGCGUCAGGGGCCUGUUGGCCCAGAAUCUCUCUGUUGCGCAGGACAGCCUUGUGAGCAAGAGUGAUGUCGAGAACGAAUCAUAUCUCUUCAGGGCUGCGUGUUCCGAACUCGGCCAGGAGAUCAGGAACAACCGCCGACUGCAGGAUGAGCAGAUCCGUCAACAGAGGACGCAUUUGCAGCACGAAGUCGAUAUCCUCACGCAGUCGCUCAACCAGGAGGCCUCGACGCUCAACGACAAUGUGCGGGGCAUGUUCAACGAUCGGAAGAUGGCCGUGCGCGAGGAGCAGAAGAAUGCGGAGAGCGCGGUCCAGCAGAUCAACUACAAGAUCAGCACCAGUCUCGGCAGCGACAGCAAGUCCGAAAUCGAGGGCGUGCGCUGGAUCCUCAUCCGACGAUCGGCCAUGGGCAUCUUUUUCAUGGCCAUGCUCACGCUCGCUACGGUGCGGUAUGCGACAUAUGUCUCCAAUGAGCGGAACAAGGAAGCUCAUCGACGCAAAGAAGAGCAGCAGUUGCUCAGGAGAGAGGCGGGGAAGAGAGACCAUACGUCCGCGGCCGACGCUGCGGCCAUCUUGGCGGCGAAUUGAAGGCGCAAUCUUCAUGGGGUACAUAAUUUAAACCAACUUAGACUACAGUGCAAACGGGCGCCCAGCGAGCAAGCCUCUUCUUUGUCGAUGCUUGUAUUACCACUGAAUUAAAAUUAUUGAGGCCGUG
This is a messenger RNA of Emericellopsis atlantica, 1561 nucleotides long. RefSeq lists its product as uncharacterized. Gene Ontology annotation, cellular component: mitochondrion. Bases 232 to 1434 code for a protein of 400 amino acids. The transcript has 3 exons. The record is from RefSeq and is a predicted model, not a curated record. Lineage: Eukaryota; Fungi; Ascomycota; Sordariomycetes; Hypocreales; Bionectriaceae.